AGGAGGCGAGCACGGGAGAGGGUUACGCUUCGAGUUUAGUCUUGGUGAGAACUGGGAAAGAAACGAAAGACAACCUAUGAACAUCACAAAACCAAGGGGAAGCCACUCCUCGCUUCACAGUUCACACUAGCUACUGCAACUUAGACAAAGAUCAAUCACUGAGAAGGAGGAGGAGAAGAAGAAGAAGAAGAAGGAACGUUGCGUGAAGUCGGAUUCGGAUUCAGAGAGUAUUCUCCAGCCUCCAAGUUAGGUUUGCAGGAGCAGAAGGAGAACCGGAGCAAUCACAGUGUGAGAGUAGGAAUGGACGGUCCUUUCCUAUCUCCACCGGCGAAGCGUUCUUUCUACAGCGUCUCCGGAAUUCAUGAGAGUAAUACCUACAGCAGCGUCAACGGCGCACCCAAGCGCGGCCGCGGCAGUAAACACGUUCCGCCACCCAUUAUUGUGUCUCCUGGCCAGGUUGUCUUGCGCCUCCUCUGCCAUGUUUCCAUGAUCGGCGGCGUUAUUGGAAAGUCCGGCAACGUCAUCAAGCAAUUCCAACAGGAGACCGGCUCCAAGAUCCGCGUGGAGGAUCCCGUCGUAGCGUGCGACGAGCGCAUCAUUAUCGUUGUGGCCUCCGAGAAUCCCAAGAAGAAGAUCAAGUUGAAAGAUGACAAGGGCGAGGAAUCAGUUAAGGAAUACGAGGUCUCUCCCGCACAAGAGGCUCUCGUCAAGGUCUUCGAUAGGAUCCUCGACGUUGAAGCGGAAACCGAGGGUGUCUUCCCUCCUGGGGGAGGUAUCGUCUCCUGCAGAUUGCUCGCUGCUUCCAAUCAAGUUGGCUCGGUCAUGGGGAAAGGUGGGAAGAUUAUUGGUGGUAUCAGGAAGGAUAGCCGUGCCAAGAUUAGCGUUUUGCCUACGGAACAGCUCCCUGCAUGCGCGUCUCCCAACGACGAUGUCAUAGAGAUUACAGGAAACAUUUUAGCAGUAAAGAAAGCACUGGUUGCUGUUUCCUGCCGCCUUCAAGCUUGUCCACCGACAGAGAAAGCACAAUCAAUUGCAAGCAGGCCUGAGACAACUCACCAUGGAAGCUUUCCUGAUCCACAUGGAGAGUUCCCUCGUCCUAGGAGUUCACUGUUUACACAUACAUCAAACAGCUCUAUUGACUAUCCAUCCAGGGGCCGUCCUCUGUCUACUGAUGUUGACAGGAUCCCCACCCUGGAUCCAGAGAAGACACAACAAGAAGUUUUAUUCAGGCUUCUCUGCACAAAUGAUAAGAUUGGAGGUAUAAUUGGCAAGGGAGGUAUCAUUGUCAGGGCAUUGCAGAAUGAAACAGGAGCUUCUAUUAGCUGUGGAGCUUCUGUAGCUGAAUCGGAUGAACGUGUAAUCACUGUUUCUGCAAUGGAGAACCCAGAAUCAAGGUACUCCCCAGCACAAAAUGCUCUUCUUCGUGUUUUCACUAGGUUAGUAGAAGCUGGCAUGGAAAAGGGGCUAGAAUCAGAAGAUUCUGUUGCAGCUCGUCUUCUAGUACCAUCAAACCAAGCUGGUUGUUUGCUGGGUAAAGGAGGUCAAAUAAUUUCAGAAAUGAGGAAAGUAACCGGUGCUGGAAUACGGAUAAUUGGAGGAGAUCAGGUUCCCAAGUGUGCCUCAGAAAAUGAUGAAGUAGUACAGAUUAUUGGAGAGUUUCGUAAUGUUCAGGAUGGUUUGCUACUAGUUAGUGGUAGAUUGCGGGAUAAUCUUUUCCCCACUGAGUUGUCGCAAAGUUCUGUAGUUGGGAGCUACUCCUCGGCCAUCCCAGAGAUUAGUCCCUAUGGAAGAGUGAGGGAGCCUACUCCUCCUAGGAUGUACCCAUCUGUGGCCCUUUCUCACAACAUUGAUCGAAAAAGUUCCCUAACACACAGUAUUGAUCAUCUUGGACUUUCACACAGCUUAGAUCGUCCUCCUUCACCAAGGUUAUGGACAUCACAGACUGUGGGCGGGGGGAAUCCAAGGGGCUUCACUGACAUUGGAAAAGGAUUGACAACUUAUAGAGGUGGCAUAGAUCUUGGAAGGUUUGCUGAUCAGUGGGCCCCACCAGAGAGACCACUCAACCAGAGUGGAAGCAAAUCUGCAAUAGUGACAAAUACAACUGUGGAGAUCGCAGUUCCUGAAGAUGCUCUUAUCUAUGUAUAUGGGCAAAAGGGUAACAAUCUGAGUCGUUUAAGACAGAUUUCUGGUGCCAAAGUCAUAGUACACGAUCCUCGGCCUGGCACAAGUAAUGGGAUGGUCUUCAUAUCUGGAACCCCUGAACAGACUCAGACAGCACAGAGCCUACUCCAAGCUUUCAUCUUAAAUGGACAGUCGUCACCAGAUCGUCGUUCGCAGCUAUUUUGAUCACAUUAAGGGGAGGAAGAGGUCUAAACGGCUAUUUUGAUUACAUUAGUGGGAGGAAGAGGUCCAAACAAUUUCCUGCUUGCUUGUUUCAACUGAUAUUGGUUUUGGUGGUAAGCGUUGUGGGUUGAUUUUAAACAUCAUGAGAUUAUUUAAAAGAUUUGACACCUUACUUUUUCUUCUUUUAGAGGACUCAGUAUGAAAAUCUAUUAGUAUGACUCGUA
Macadamia integrifolia is the source of this 2567-nucleotide messenger RNA. RefSeq names its product KH domain-containing protein HEN4-like. Gene Ontology annotation, biological process: regulation of gene expression. The record is from RefSeq and is a predicted model, not a curated record. NCBI's taxonomy places the organism in Eukaryota, Viridiplantae, Streptophyta, Magnoliopsida, Proteales, Proteaceae. The transcript is spliced from 8 exons. Gene Ontology annotation, cellular component: nucleus; cytoplasm. Bases 301 to 2346 code for a protein of 681 amino acids. Gene Ontology annotation, molecular function: mRNA binding.